Messenger RNA from Protopterus annectens (West African lungfish), 6944 nucleotides. It is a transcript of the gene GABRA2, whose product is annotated as gamma-aminobutyric acid type A receptor subunit alpha2. The transcript has 10 exons. Gene Ontology annotation, molecular function: transmitter-gated monoatomic ion channel activity involved in regulation of postsynaptic membrane potential; inhibitory extracellular ligand-gated monoatomic ion channel activity; GABA-gated chloride ion channel activity. The record is from RefSeq and is a predicted model, not a curated record. Gene Ontology annotation, cellular component: neuron projection; synapse; GABA-A receptor complex. The coding region runs from base 447 to 1898 and encodes 483 amino acids. Gene Ontology annotation, biological process: synaptic transmission, GABAergic; regulation of postsynaptic membrane potential; gamma-aminobutyric acid signaling pathway. NCBI's taxonomy places the organism in Eukaryota, Metazoa, Chordata, Ceratodontiformes, Protopteridae.
CGUUGGGUACUAAGACUACAUUACGCCGGUACAGCUGUUUGGCAAACAUAUUGCUUAACGUUAGCAUCGCUGAAGUGUGGGUCGUGUCUCAUGGAAAGGAUGUGAUGUAGAAGAAGCGCAGUUAUAUCUUUAUAUUUAAUAGUGGUAUUGACGGCGAUGGUGAACUGUAACUGAAAAUGUUUGGAUUGUGUCGAUCUGUAGACAUUUAAUUAAACGUGUACGUUAUAAUAAUUAGACUAAAGUUCGCCAUUAAAAACUGGACUGUGUUAAAAUGUUAGUGCAGGCUGUAAUGUAAUCCACACAAAUGAGUAGUGGUCCCUCCCCUCCUUGUGAUAACGUACAGCAAAACCGCUGGCCAGUCGUUACAGCACUUAUACCCCAGUUUGCUUCUGAUUGUUGUAUACUUCUGACAAACGGCUCGUGCGUGGUCUUGGCUGAGCACAGCAAUGAUGAUUAAGAACCAGCCAGUGCAUGGGAGGUUUCGGAUUUUUGCUAUCUUCUGUUUUAUGCUGAUGGUGUACUGGCGAACAAGCUAUGUUUUAGCUAACAAUGCAACAGAAAACAUUACCAUCUUUACAGAAAUUCUUGAUAGACUCCUAGAUGGCUAUGAUAAUCGUCUUAGACCAGGAUUAGGAGACAGAGUAACAGAAGUUCAUACAGACAUUUAUGUUACCAGUUUUGGACCUGUUUCAGACACAGAUAUGGAAUACACGAUAGAUGUAUUUUUCCGUCAAAAAUGGGUAGAUGAAAGAUUAACGUUUAAAGGUCCAAUGAGAGUUCUUCGAUUAAACAAUCUUAUGGCAAGCAAAAUAUGGACUCCUGAUACAUUUUUUCAUAAUGGGAAGAAAUCAAUUGCUCACAACAUGACAAUGCCCAACAAACUGUUAAGAAUUCAAGAGGAUGGCACUCUACUAUAUACAAUGAGACUUACAGUCCAAGCUGAGUGUCCAAUGCAUCUCGAAGACUUUCCUAUGGAUGCCCAUUCUUGCCCAUUAAAAUUUGGUAGCUAUGCAUACACAACAUCAGAAGUGACAUACAUCUGGACACACAAUGUAUCAACAUCUGUGGUAGUUGCUCCAGAUGGCUCUAGACUGAACCAGUAUGACUUGUUAGGACAGUCUGUGGCACAAGAAACAAUUAAAUCAAGUACAGGAGAAUAUACAGUAAUGACAACACAUUUUCAUUUGAAGAGAAAGAUUGGUUACUUUGUGAUCCAGACCUACCUGCCUUGCAUCAUGACAGUCAUACUGAGCCAGGUGUCUUUCUGGUUGAACAGAGAGUCAGUACCUGCAAGGACUGUUUUUGGUGUAACAACUGUGCUAACUAUGACAACACUAAGUAUCAGUGCUCGUAAUUCCCUUCCAAAAGUAGCUUAUGCUACAGCUAUGGAUUGGUUUAUUGCUGUCUGCUAUGCAUUUGUUUUUUCUGCACUGAUUGAAUUUGCCACGGUGAACUACUUCACAAAACGUGGCUGGGCAUGGGAUGGAAAAAGUGUUGUGAAUGAGAAGAUUAAACAUGGAAGUUUGUUGAAGAUGGCAGGAGACUGUGAAGGGAGUUUGGUGAUAGUCAAUGAUUACUGUAUGGAUACACUGAAAAAAGAAAAAGCAUCUGUCAUUAAGAAGAAUAAUGCAUAUGCAGUAGCUGUAGCAAACUAUGCACCAAGUAUCACUAAGGAUUCUGUGCUGCCCACUAUUUCAAAAAGUGCUACUGUAGAGCCGAACAAGGCAAAGCCUGAAGCAAAGCCUCAAGAAGCCAAGAAGACAUUCAACAGUGUAAGCAAAAUUGACAGGAUGUCCAGAAUAGUAUUUCCUGUUUUAUUUGGAACUUUCAACUUAGUGUACUGGGCAACAUAUUUGAACAGGGAGCCUAUCUUAAAGGGGUUUCCACAACCACAGUAAUUAAUUGUUUAUACAUUUACAUUUCUGAAAUUUCAAAAGGUUACAAGACAAGUGCAACUACUAACUGCUAAUCUGAGAACCUAGAUUACAACUGCAGUGGUCUAAUGUGACUGUGAAGGACAAACAAUUGGUAGAUAAACAGUAAAAAAUUUAAAAUGCUACUUUGCACAGGAUACUAUCUGGGUUGUAUUCAAAACUGCCUUUUUUAAGUCUUGUUAGAAUGACCAAUGUAUCCAUGCACAUUUCAAAAUGAUCUAAUGAAAGAAUGUUUUUAUUUAUAACAUUCCAGUAAUGAUCAGAUAUGUUUCUUGUAAAGUCAAAGCCUAUCAAUUGAAGUGAAAGCUGCUUGAACUUUAACUACUGUAAUUUUACAAAGUCUGUACACUGUUCCCCAACUUUUAAGUCCCUAAAGCAGAUUUGCUCCUUGUAAGACAUUUUGUUUUACAGUCUUAAAACAUAUAAACCAGAGUUUAGGGUUUAAUAGUUUUCACUGUUCCUCAGAUUUCUGCUAGAGGAUGCAAAGGUUUAAAGUCCAGAUCAUGCUGAUGACAGUAAGGGUUAGCAAUCUUUUUGCUGCAUGGCGGUUUGUCUUUGUUUGUCUUAUUGUUGACUCAUUUAUGGAAUUGUAUCAUUUGAGACUUGCUUAUUUGCUACCCCAUUCAGGACUCUUGUAUGAAAAUAAAUUGACAGCACUGAAAUAUUUCUUCAUGGCUUCGUUUCUCUGUAUUCUAGCCCAACAACUCUGUAUAUCUGGACUUUUUUCAAUAUUUUCUGAUGUAGCUUCAUAAAUAAUUUGCCAGUUUUCAUAACUGGUAAAAUAACAUGAUAUUCACAUAUAAUUAUAGUUAAUAAUGAGGCUUCAUUGAAUGCAAGUUAAAUGCAAUGAUCUACAUUUAACAGUAAAGGCACUCAGUGUUAUUUCUCCUUUCUUAGAUAUGUUCCUUUUUUAUGAUGGACAUUAUCUUACCAUUUAAUGUUGCUUAUGUUCUGAGUUUUAUUUAUGCUUGGUAUAGGUGUUGUAUGAAAGGUAAAGCCUAAGCAAGAAAGGGAGAGUCACUGAAGUGAAGCUGAGCCCUGCAGUUUACUCAGGUUUCUUAUCUACACAUCACAGUCCACAUUUUUAUGCACUGUACUAAAUGAGAGAAUUAAUUAGCAAAAUCCAUCUUGUUUGAUUUAAUCAAACCACAGAUAAAAGCAGGAGACACAGCACUGAGAAUGGCAGAUAGCUUAGCAGGCUAUCAGUGAUAAAAGGCUAAGAAGAUAGAUAGAUAGAUAGAUAGAUAGAUAGAUAGAUAGAUAGAUAGAUAGAUAGAUAGAGGCAGGCAAGCAGAUACAUGUAAUGAUUGCUCACACAUUUUAGAAGUAUUCCUUCAAAAUAUGGAAAGUAAUUUGCUUUCCAAAAAUGAUCAGUGGAAAAAUGACUGUUGUUUGCAUUAAUCUGCAUUAGCAGUUACUAGUUGACAUUAACAAAUGGUUACACUUUUGUAAUGGUGUUUUUGUAAUUAAUUAAUUAUGUAUUAGCUAUGUGUGAAUUAUUGCUGUGUUGUAAAGUACUGAGGUGUAGUGUAUAAAUUAUUUGUGUUCUAAAAUCAACACAAGCAGCAUAUAGAUUUGAAAAUGACAAAACCUUUGCUCACAGCACCCAGUUGCCAUUUUAAAUCAUCACAUUUUGUUUGUUUUAGAAAUGUGGUUAUUUUGUGCUCUGCACAUCGGUACCAAUAGUAAGCCAGAAUGUGCAUGGCAAAGAAUGAUCAUAAGGCUCAAUGUGUUGCUAGAAGAAAUUAUAUUAUUUUGCAUAUCUGUAAUUCAAUUAAGUUGGAAGGAUUUGAUGAAAGUAGUUGAGACAACACUUUUAUUCCAUUACACAUAUCAAUGAUUGUGUCUAUUGUGUUGAACUUAGAACUGUGUUGAAUAAGCACUUUACUUAUUAUGACUUUGAAUGCAUCAUUUCAUUUUUCUAAUAUUUAUCAAGUUUCCAUGGAAGACUGUAUCUUUUGUUGUCUUGAUCUUCCUUACGUAUAAUGGCGUGUGCAAUAUCUGUACUAUGUGUUGUGUAAUCAUAAGCAAUAACAUAGUUUCCUUUCACAGACACAGCUAACACACAUGGUUCAUUACAGAUACACAUUUCUGCCUGGAAAAAGCAGAAAUCCAUAUAUCACGUAAUGUCUAAAUUAUGCCUUUAUGAAGCUGUUAAAGAUGGUUAUUUUCUCAUGACGUCUUUUAAAGAAAGUCGGAAAAAUUUAAUAUAGCUGAUUUCUUUUUCAUGGAAAUGCUUAAAAAUGUUUGAUAUACAUUUUCUCUACUGUAUAAUUCUUAAUUCAAAAAAGUUAUUUAGUAGCAUCAGAAAGACAAAAAAUGGUCAAGCAUCAAACAGCUGACAUCAGGCACCAUGUUUGUUUUUCAGGCUGUUCAGCAAGACUUUAUCAAUAUAAGAAGCAAGAACUUACUUAAAAAAGAAAUACAUCUGACAUUGUAUCAGUCAUGCACAGUCUUUGUAGGUUGUUUGGUGAGAAUAUUAUUCCCUAAAUUUCCAUGUUCAUUUAGCAUACAAGAUAAAAUAAUUGAGCCAACCUGUUUAAAUCAUUUCUGCAAUAAAAUAAGUGCACUAAUUUAUACCAUCUCCACAUAUCAUUAACAUACAGAAGCAAGUAAUGUCAUUUAUUGUAUACAUUACAUGCUGUCUGCAUUACUUGCUGUUAUUAUUAUAUGUCAUACUGAAUAUACCUUAAUUAUUUCCAAAAUGUAUUUUUUCAGCAUGUUUGCUGAUAUAGAAUAAUUUAAGUACUACAUACUUAUUGUCUUCAUUUUAACAAAAUUGCUAAUGUAGAAAUCCAGUCAUUUGGUCAAUGACUAUUUCACCAAAGCUUGUUCUGUUUGGACCAGACAUCUAAGGAAAGCUUUCAGACUUCACAAAUAAUAACAGUGAAGUUUUGCAACCUUGGAGUUAAUUCUAUUUAAAUAAGGGUGUGGAGGAGUAUCCUCUUACAAGAGGUUAUCAGGGGUGUUGUUCCUCUUGCAGAACAUUCAGAUGCUGUGUUGAAAAGGCUUUGCUAAAGGGGCCAUCAUCAGAUAGUAUUAUAUGUGCCUGCUUAGCUUUUGCUAUGCAGAAAUGUUCCACGUGUUGUUUUGCCUAGUGACAACUAUUAGCAGAUGCUAUAACUUGUGUUGUAAUGCCAUCAUGCAUUCUGUGUAGUGCAGUAUAAUGUUAUGUUAUAGCAUUAUACUGUGCAUGUUUUAAUUAAAUCUUGGACUUGUUCUGUAGUGUUGUAAGGACAGAUGCCUUGCCAAAUAAUAAUAAUAUCCUGCAGAAUGGAAUUCCGCCCCUCACUAAGCCGUACUAUUCUUGUUACCGCUACCUGUUGUCACAGGGAAAAGCUGUAGCACACAUACUGCUAAUUUCUUAUCCAAAUGAUCUAGUCUAAUAUUGAUACAACAUUCCUUACUGUGAGUUCCUUGGUGAUCAGAUACAUGACAAUGAGACUUUUCCACUAUAAAUCUGUUUUUGAAAUGUGUUUUAUGCAGUUAAAAUGGCAAUUUUACUGCAAAUAAGAAACAGUAUAUUUUUACACAUUUUCUCAUAAACAUUAACUUGUACAAUGUUUAUAACAUUGUAUUUACCAAAUUAUCACUUUUGCUGGCAUAGUAAAUAAGACUGUGGAGCCUUUUGUAACAUAUAAGUUAGUUCUAAAUAAAGUAUUAUAGAAAUAUUUUAUGUAAAAGAAAUUAUAAAACGUAAUAAUGCACAUUUAACAUGAUCAGCUAUUCAUGUGUCAUAGUCCAUAUAUUGACAGCUUUAAAACUGAAAUAAGUUAAUGAUGUGAAAGUUUGCAAAACAAUAUAGUGUGUGUCUAUGAGACAUUUGUUUUCAGUCCAUUCCAACCCUGUAUACACAUGCCAUAUAUAUUUUAUGUGUUACAUUUCAGGCAAUUCAAAAGACUCACAAAGUUGUAACUCAUACUGUUUCAUAGUGGGACCACACAGCAUAAAGGCUCAAUGUCACUCUCAAGUAAUCAGAAGGCUGCUGUAUAUGCAGUGCUAAUCAGCAAAGACAGUGUUUGUCAAUGAUUGUAUAAUGUAUACUCACUUUUGUUUAAUAUCAGAGGAAGUGGAAAGAAACAUUUAUUCAUGCAGCAGCAAAUUGCUAUAAAACAUAUUUUAUCAAGUUACGCCAUGUGUGAAAGCUGUUUGUAUUUGACUUUUUAUUACUAUCUACAAUAAGCAGCAACAAAAAUUUUGCCAACUAGUUAUGAUCACCAGAAGAGAACUAUGUGGAUCAGCCAAGCAUCAGAUGUCAUUGUUUUCUGUGUUUUUCAUCCUCUAAUGCUAGAUUUUAUCACAAAGUAAUUUCUCUUGUGUGAAGUGGAUCCCACAAAAACUCAGAGUAUUUAUUGACUACCAGGAGUCCUUCACUUUUUCACUUUAUAGAGUACUAAAUGUAAAGUGAACAUUUUUCAUGAUGUGCAAUUGUUUUUUUUUCCCCAAGGCUGUGUGAAUGACAGCUAUUAAAAAAUAAUUUGCCUGUAAAAUCAAAUUGGUUAUGUAUCUAUCCACUGUAUUUCAGUCAGUAUUUGUAUUACAGAUGUAAGAGCACUGACAAAAAAGUUAAUAUGCCAGUUAAAGAGAAUAUUAACUUUUAUAUGGUGAUUUUUGAAUAAGACAUAUAAGAUGCUCUUGAAGAAAUUUCACACCUUUUGUGUAGUAAACAUAUUUGCAUUUGUGCCAUGAUGUCAUCUUGAUUAAUGUAGAUAAUUACAACUAAAUGGUCACAGAAGUAUUUAAUGAAAAGUAAAUGCCAAAAGAGAUGUCUAUGGAGCACUUCAGACAUCUUGAAAAAAAGCUGGACAUUGCUAUAAAGUUGCAUACACAAUUGUCAAGUGUUUUCUUAUUUUUUUUCAGGGUAUGAAUAUGGUUCAGACAAAAUGUCACACGAGUACUGCAGAGCACUGUUAGCUAUGUUAUCUUUACAUAAGAUUUUUUUUUUAUUCCAGAUUUGUUUAGAAUUAAGUUGAAAAUUUAAUACAAAUAAAAAAGUUACUUUUACCCUGA